This is a messenger RNA of Trematosphaeria pertusa, 679 nucleotides long. RefSeq lists its product as uncharacterized. NCBI's taxonomy places the organism in Eukaryota, Fungi, Ascomycota, Dothideomycetes, Pleosporales, Trematosphaeriaceae. The transcript has a single exon. The record is from RefSeq and is a predicted model, not a curated record. Bases 325 to 495 code for a protein of 56 amino acids.
UCUGGCGUCGGGAAAAUGAUACCAUGGCCAUCUGGGCGCAAACCGGAUCACAAUGUACCCAUGUAGGUAGCGUACACGUUUUAUCUCGCAUUCAUUUAAAGAAACAGCCCUAGAACUUCACUACCUUUGCCAGUGAACGCGUUCACGCGUCGGCACGUGACCGCGCGCUGUUCGACCCCGCAUCCUCCACUCUAAAGAGCCCAUCCCAGUCCUCAACGCCCUCACAAGUCCUCUGCUACAUCGACUCGACGAAACAUUGCAACCGCCGAAAUCAACAAAACGAAGAAGCUCACCAAACACCACACUACAUCAAGACCACCCGAAAUGGCUUCCAAGGGCUCCUCUUCCAAGCCGACCGGCACCAAUUCCGCGAGCAAAGAUGCGGGCUUCCGCAACUUCAAGCACUUCCUGGAGUCCUAUGGAUUGCGCCUGACGAGUCCGGAUGAUGUUGAGGAGGGCAAGGCUAUUCUGAGGGCCAUGGGGUAUUCGGUUUAGGACAGCAGGCGUUGCAGGCGGGCGGGUGCGUGACGGUUGACGGUUUAUGAAAGAUUUAUCCAAGAUUGAGUCCGGUCUUGCUAGGUUAUUGCCAAUGGCGGCCGCUGGGGCUUGUUAUGGUGAGAGCAGUGCGCCAGAGCUCCGCGUAGGAAAUGCAAAGGAUAUGCAAGAAAUGAUGAUGUUU